AGGGAAGAGACAAAGAGACAAUGCGGUGGACGUGGUCGUGAAGGAAGGUCGCAGUUUGUUGUGGAGAGAGAAAGCUGAGCAGAGGGGGAGAGAAAGUCUGUGGUCGGCCAAAGUUAUGGAAUGACGGAAGGGAUGAAGGGAGGAGAAGAAAGAGGAGGAGGAGGUGGCAAGCUCCGGGGUGCAAAAGCAAAUCAGAUGGACAGACGAAGAAAAAGGAGGAGUGUGGUGGAUUAAGGAGAGCCCAAAAGAAGAUCAAGAUGGGUGGAAGGUUUCAGUUUGACAGCGCACUUUGUUUUUAAAACCUCAGGUGGUUCAAUACGGACGGAGUGAGUGAAAGGAGUAAAAGUUGCAACUCGAAGCCGCAACAGAUAAAUUCAGGGAUUGAUGGAGAAGUAUAUGUGGAGGAGGUAGAUUCAGUAGGGAGGAGGUUUCAUUCCCCGCAGCUCCUCUCACUUUCUCAGGAUUUCCCUCCCUGGACACUGCUGCUUUCGCUGUUGUUGCUGCUCUAAGUGCAUUUUCUACUGGGCCACACUCUUCCAUAUCUGGACCUGGACUUGGACAAACAGUGAAGGGCUCUGUAUUCGGCAAGGAAACAACUUGAGCAUAACUAAGUCCGCCCUGAAAGGUUUGGUGGACCAAAGGAUUACUGACUGUCAAAAUGGGUCAUUUGGCUGAUUUGAAGCAUCAAAAGUCCAAUAAGUAAUUUUAUUUUUUUGAUUAUAUGAACAGUUUAGAUUUUAGAUGACUUGCUUUUCACUUGGCAUGAAAACCUGCUUUGUGUGUCUUGACAGAAGGAUGUUUCAGAUGAUCACUAAAUCUUUAUUAUUGUUAUAAUGAUUCAUAUUGUAGAUAUUAAGACAGACUAGAUAGCCAAGUUUUCCUCAGUUUGCAGAUAAACAGUAUCUUUUUUUUGUCUUUUUAGAGCUGAGGUUUCACUAAUGACUUGUGUGGUUGGCUCACAUAAUGUUUUGCAAUUUGAAGACAUGGAAAAUGAGAAGACCUGAGUAUUGUGAUGUUCUGUUCUCCGGUGUUCUGUAUUUUGUUAAGCUACGUGCCUUCACCUGGUGCCUCUCCCACCUAAUGGGAGGAAAAAUAUGAACAUGGGCAUCAAGGCUUUGCCAAAUUAUUUGCUUUACCCCGAUGACAUUUUGUAUUUAAAACCAAGAUGUGAUUUAUGAGCAUAAACUAUGAGGCGAGGAGUCAUAAUAGCUGUUUGGAUUAAGAGGAUGAGAUGUAACUUGUGUCUUGGCCAGUCUGAGCUCCUGAGUGUGUGUGCAGGAGGAAAGUUUGGAAAGUGACUCUAAACGUCUCCUUUAAUGCAUUGUAAUAAAUGGCUCGGGACACAACCCCCAUUUUCCCUCAUGGGUCCAGAGAAGACAGUUUUCCAUAUAUGUCGACUUCCACAUAUUUUCCACUUCAGCAUCAGUGUUGACAUUAACGCAGCCUUCAUCCAUCUCACUGGCCUGAUUCUCAUGCUUCACCCUGGGCCUGGAAACAAACCCAUGCAGUCACUCGCCAACCAGACUGAUUGCUGACACAUCUUGUUUCAUCCCCUGUUGAAAACAACGCUUGUUAUUGACUGGCCUGGCCCAGCACUGCUCAGGCCGGCCCAGGUUCCAUCGUCUCUUCCCGAGGCCAGGCAUUCUCGUGAAGACUUGGCCCAAAGUGGGCUUCCACCUGUUCUGCAGUCAUGGGGAUCCAGGGCAUGGAGCUGUUUGCCAUCGGAGUGGUCAUCAUCCUUUUCAUGGCAGUUCUCAAGCAGUUUGGCAUUUUGGAGCCCAUGUCCUCGUUUGAAGACAGCAGCGACAGUGAUUUGGAGCUGUCGACGGUGCGUCACCAGCCGGAAGGGCUGGACCAGCUACAGGCUCAGACCAAGUUCACCAGGAAGGAGCUUCAGUCUCUCUAUCGGGGCUUUAAGAAUGAGUGUCCCAGUGGGCUGGUUGAUGAGGAGACGUUCAAGUCAAUCUAUUCUCAGUUCUUUCCCCAAGGAGAUGCAACCACCUAUGCUCACUUCCUGUUCAACGCGUUUGACAUGGACAGGAAUGGUUCAAUCAACUUCGAGGACUUUGUCAUUGGCCUGUCCGUGUUGCUCAGAGGUUCAGUCACUGAGAAGCUCAACUGGGCUUUUAACCUCUAUGACAUUAACAAGGAUGGCUACAUCACCAAAGAGGAGAUGCUGGCAAUUAUGAAAUCGAUCUAUGACAUGAUGGGGAGAUACACCUAUCCCUGUGUGCGAGAUGAUGCACCCUCUGAACAUGUGGACAAGUUCUUCCAGAAAAUGGAUAAAAAUCGAGAUGGAGUUGUGACAAUUGAGGAGUUCAUUGAGACCUGUCAGAAGGACGAGAACAUCAUGAACUCCAUGCAGCUGUUUGAGAAUGUGAUAUGAGGAGUCCAGAUGCAGAUCCAAAACAAAUAGAUCCAGAUGUGUUAUUUCAUCUUCAGUAGCGACACACCGACAAUUCACACACAAAAUCACUACAAACACCUUAAACUCCGCUCUAUAACAUGACUUCCAAGCACAUAAUAUAAGAUUAUAUUAUUUCUUUUUUAUGCUGUGUCUUCUGUAGUGCUUCUGGAUUAAAGGAACUCUCACAGACUGAAGAAGUGCUUCCUAGGUGAAAUCCCCCUCCUCAGAGAGUGUUUUUUUUAUGUGUGCAACAAAUAUCAUCCUCAAAAGGGAUCAAAAUUGAGUGAAUACGAUAACCCACUGACCUGAGCACUCAAGGACAGAAGCUUUACACUAAUACACCAUGUUUCUGUCUCUGGCACACACAAAGACACAGAAAAAAAAAUUCAAAAAGAGUAAUGAAUUUAAGCAUGUUUGUCCUCAAAUAUGUGAUGUGGAUUUAGCUUGCACUACAUUUUUAAGACUAUGUAUGAUAUGUGCCUGAAACAAAGGCUCUGUACAUACCUGCUCCUGAUGGAAGCCAGUGUGUAUGUAUAUAUGUAUAGUGAAUAGUUGUGUUUGAUUUUUCUCUGUGCUGAACUGGGUAACGGAAUGGGCACAAGUCAAUAUUUGGUUAAGAAAUAUCUGCGUUAAUCCAUUUGGCGUCUUGUUCAAACUAAAUUUAAAUGAGUUACUGAAAUAUUUGUCUUUCUUUUUUUUUAUUUUGUAUGAUUAUGUUUUGUUGGUCAGAUUGGAAAAUUGACUCGCUAUAGUUCUGUAGAGAUACAAAAAAACAUAUGGUUAAAGUGUGUCUCUCUUUUUUUUUGCUGAAUUAAGAUUUUAUCCUGGUUGCUUGGUAUCUAUGAGCAUGCUGACUCGUAAGUGCCACAGUACUAUGUACAGUAUGGUUGGAUCUUUGUCAGUUAAUUAAAGACGCUGUCAAAAACUG
Molecule: messenger RNA, 3335 nt
Organism: Solea solea (common sole)
Lineage: Eukaryota; Metazoa; Chordata; Actinopteri; Pleuronectiformes; Soleidae
Gene: kcnip3b
Product: Kv channel interacting protein 3b, calsenilin
Exons: 7
Coding region: 1691-2386 (231 amino acids)
Biological process (GO): negative regulation of transcription by RNA polymerase II; regulation of potassium ion transmembrane transport
Cellular component (GO): voltage-gated potassium channel complex; nucleus
Molecular function (GO): potassium channel regulator activity; DNA-binding transcription repressor activity, RNA polymerase II-specific; RNA polymerase II cis-regulatory region sequence-specific DNA binding
Source: RefSeq, a predicted model, not a curated record